Molecule: messenger RNA, 519 nt
Organism: Musa acuminata subsp. malaccensis (wild Malaysian banana)
Lineage: Eukaryota; Viridiplantae; Streptophyta; Magnoliopsida; Zingiberales; Musaceae
Product: calmodulin-like protein 3
Molecular function (GO): calcium ion binding
Source: RefSeq, a predicted model, not a curated record
GGAUGGACCCGUCGGAGCUCAAGCGGGUCUUCCAGAUGUUCGACCGGAACGGCGACGGCAGCAUCACGAAGAAUGAGCUGCAGGACUCGCUCAAGAACCUGGGGAUACACAUCCCCGAGGAGGAGCUGGCGGCGAUGAUCGAGAAGAUCGACGUGAACGGGGACGGGUGCGUGGACGUGGACGAGUUCGGGACGCUGUACCAGACGAUCAUGGGCGAGCGGGACGAGGAUGAGGACAUGCUCGAGGCGUUCAACGUGUUCGACCAGAACGGGGACGGGUUCAUCACCGUGGAGGAGCUGCGGUCGGUGCUGAGCUCGCUGGGCCUCAAGCAAGGGCGCACCGUGGAGGAGUGUAGGAAGAUGAUAAGCAAGGUGGACGUGGACGGUGAUGGGAAGGUCAACUUCAAGGAAUUCAAGCAGAUGAUGAAGGGCGGAGGGUUCGCGGCCUUGAGUUAGUAGCAGCCUCAUGGUGGGAGAAGAAGAAGAAGAAGAAGAAGAAGAAGGAGAAGAAGAAGAAGAA